This is a messenger RNA of Saprolegnia parasitica CBS 223.65, 4743 nucleotides long. RefSeq lists its product as hypothetical. Gene Ontology annotation, biological process: regulation of DNA-templated transcription. NCBI's taxonomy places the organism in Eukaryota, Oomycota, Saprolegniomycetes, Saprolegniales, Saprolegniaceae. The coding region runs from base 26 to 4636 and encodes 1536 amino acids. The record is from RefSeq and is a predicted model, not a curated record. Gene Ontology annotation, molecular function: DNA binding; DNA-binding transcription factor activity. The transcript is spliced from 11 exons.
GUCCAACAUUCGGGACGCAGGAGAGAUGGCAGACGUUCCUCAAUCCGCAUCGAGAAGUAUCAAGGGUGGCGACGAAGCCGCCUCCGGGUGCGCCAUCUGCGGCCUCGACAACAACGCCGACAACAUCCUGCUCUGCGACGGCCCCAACUGCGCUGCUGAGUACCACACGUACUGUCUGGCUCCUCCGCUGAACGAUGUGCCAGAAGAAGAUUUCUACUGCCCAGCUUGCUGCGAUGGGCCGGCGUACGAGUUCCGCGCCCGCCAAGAAGAGCAGGAUGCUGUAAGCGCCGCGUCCGACCGGUUCGAGCUCCGGCCGUGCAAAGGCUUUGUCGGCGUCUUGCGGCGCUGGCUCAAGCGCGAGAACGGCAAGUGCUCCAAGGUCUAUUACAAACCUUUCGUGGCCGACAUCCCGACCAUCCAUCUCCGCCUCAGCAGCCACAAGAACGUCAACGCGUACGAGACGGAAGCCGCGGCCGCCAAGGCGUACGACCAGUACGCUUUCGACCUCGCGCUCACCGAGGACCGCGACGUUGGCGCCGUCAGCUUGAACUUCCCGGCCAAACUCGAAGACUACCGCCGCGCCGGCAAGCUAUUGCGCACCGAUGUCGACGACGCCGCACGGCGGGCCACCCGUCGCACCAAGACCGACGUGCGCGGGCAGAAGCGUGCGAUUGAGCCCGAGCCCGUUUCGGCCAAAAAGCGCAAGCUUGACGGCGAGAUCCCGACCGACUACAUUGGCGUCCACGUGUUCGCCGACCACUCGAUCGCGCAGCUCAAAAUCAUCGAAAAGCUGGUGCAUCUCGGUGAGUUCGAGUCGCCGGAAGAAGCCGCCGAGGCGUACGACCGGGCGGCCGUCAAGCACUACUGCCGAGGCACGCAGCUCAACUUUCCACACCGUCUGCCCGAGUACUUGGCCGAGACGGCGACGGCGACAACGUACGUGAUUCCAGACAAUCGCUACAACAAGAACGUUGGCAAGAUCCUCGAGUGGACGAAGAAGCUGCACCAGACGCGCAAGCUGAUGGAGGCCACACGCCGCGUGCAGUGGCCGUCUCUGGACGCCGAAGGCAUCGAAGCCGGCCCCGAGAUUCUCGAAGCGUUUAGCUCCACCGACAAGAAGUUGCGCGAGGCAUGCGCGGCCGUGGAUGCGUCGGUCGACAGUAUCGUCCAAGAGUCCAAGUACUACCAAGAAAAGUCGCCGACGGGGCUCUUCCUCAACCCGCCGCCCGCCGGCUGCUUCAUCGAACUCUUGGCACCGACCGAGUACAUUCUGUACUGCAAGGCCAUCAACGACUUUUCGACCGCCACCGACUUGGACGGGAUAGAUGUCGAGAAGCUCCAGAAGGCUCUCAAUGCCCUCUUCGGCACCCGCACGAACUUUAUCCGCAAGAAGUCAGCCGAAGACAUUUUGAUCCAAGAGCUCGAGGACUUUAUGGCGACGGCCAUCCGAGUGUUUGAGCCGUCGGCGCGCCCCGUGGACGACUCGGGCUACUUUCCCAACUGCAAGUACGUCAAGACGACGCCGCUCAAGCUUGAGGACGGCACGAUGCUCCUUGAUGAGUGCUGCCUCGCGAUCGAACAACCAGUGGGUGACGUCUACGAGCUCUUUCCGUUGCAGACGCUGAUGCGGAAGGAGCUCGCUGACGGAACGCCCUUCCUGUGGUCGGCCGACGACGUGGCGGCCCAUAGCAUCAACGAGAUCGACGCGUUCACGUACAAGGUGGACCUCUCGCCCACGUCGCAAGAAGACAUCAUCUCGCUGCUCACGACGGCGUUCGACCACGAGCACUCGCUUCGGAAAGACGUCAAGAGCCUCUUGGAAACCAAAAAGAAAUGUGUCGAGAAGAUGCGAGCGACGGAGAUCAAGCACGGAGCCUUCUUGGAGCAAUGGCCGGCCAUUGAAGCGGCGCACAGCGCCGAUGUCGACGCGCAGCGCGUCAUCCGCGAGAGCGCCGAGCACGACCUCGACUUUUUAAAGACGAUCGACGCGUUUGUGUCACCGAACGUGGCGGCGGUGCUCGACACGUGCAUGCAGCACCUCUCGUCGUACGUGGCUACGCUCUCGCGCCGCCUCAAGACGUUCCAAACCGAGUUUUCCUACUACGUCUCGGCCCUCGCCGAGCUCAUGGAGGGCGGGCUCGACGCGGACUUUGUCUCGGAGAGCUACGUACGCUUCUUUACGCGCGAGCUGCACGGGCUCUGGAAAGAAAAGCACGCGGCGACCGAGAUCCUCUACCUCGUCGCACGCUCGAUGACCAAAGCCCUCGAUACAAGAGGCGCGGUCGGGGACGUCCAGAGCCUCCAAGACAACGUGCGGUCGCUCGUCCACAAGUGGGAAGCCUUCGAGUGGCCAGCAACGCUUCUUGAAGCGGCCAACACCAAAACCUACCUCCAGGACGCCACGUCGGCGCCAACGAUCAUGAUCAAGGCCGAGCCGACACAUACGAUCGACGAGCUCCAAAACUUGCUCAUGUCGACGCUCGAGUCGCCGUCGACGGUUGCAGUGGCGAAAGCAGACACGACGCGGACAACGUCGACACUUGUGCUGUACCACCCGGUGUGUGUCAAGCACGAGACGCCCAAGCAGCAUCCCGAGUGCCCUGCCCGUCUCACGCGUGUCGUCGCUACGCUCGCCGAUCUAUCAAAGGAGCAUCCGCGGACGCUUCACGUGCACCGACUCGAUGCGGAGGCCGACGCGCUCUCGCCGUCCGAGGCCAUGUUGCUCCUCGUGCACUCGCCGCAGUACCUCUCGCAGCUCAAGGCGCGCGCGACCGAGGCGUCCAGCGACGCGCUGGUCUUUGAGACGGACCCUGGUGACGACAAUGACGGCGCGCAGCAGCCGCUGCCCGAUGCGAUCCGGCCUAACGUCAUGGACACGUACGUCAGCGCCAACUCGUGGGACGUGGCGCGCAUCGCCGCCGGCACCGUUUGUAUGGCGGUCGACAAGGUGCUCCAAGGCGAGUACAAGAACGCGGUCUGUUUGGUGCGACCGCCUGGCCACCACGUGGGGCGCCAUGGCCGGACACCGACGGCGUCGUCGUCGGGCUUUUGCCUCCUCAACAACGUCGUCAUUGGCGCGCUCCAUGCCCGGAUGCACCCGUCCGUGACGCGCGUCGCCGUGCUCGAUUGGGACAUUCAUCAUGGCAACGGCACGGAAGAGCUCCUGCGUGGCGACCCGCGCUCGUUCUUUUCGUCGGUCCACUUGUAUGUGGAGCACUUCUUCCCUGGCACGGGGCCGACGGGGUCGGACGCCAACAUUGUGAACGUUGGCCUCACCGACACGGGGCUCGGCUCGGGCUCCGAGGCGUUCCGCGCCGCACUGCGGGAUACGGUGCUGCCUGCGAUGGAAGCGUUCCAGCCCGAUAUGAUCUUCAUCUCGGCCGGCUUUGAUGGCCACAAGGACGACAUUAUUGGCGGGCAAGCGGCCGUGGGCAAAACCUCGACGGCGCCCGCCGGCUACGUGGAAGCGGAUUAUGCGUGGGCGACAAAAGAAGUGCUGGCGUUGGCAGACCGGUGCUGCAAUGGCCGCGUUGUUUCGGUGCUGGAAGGCGGCUACGAUGUCCGAGAGGAAACCAACUCGCUGGCCAAGUCGGUCGCUGCCCACAUUGACGCGUUUUGCGACGUUGGCGACGACGAGGAAGAAGAGAAGGAAGGAGAAGAGGCCAUCGUCAAGACCGAAGUCCCACAGACCACCUCGACGUCGAGCCGUUUGGCUGCGCUCUUGGCGCGCGAGAUCGACGAGGAUACGAUCUUCAUCGACGACGACGAAGACGAGAUCGCGCGCAAGACGAUGGCGAUCGCUGUCAAGCGCGAAGCCCUCGCGGCGGCGGCCCAAGCGCCGAUUCACGCGUCGCUCGCCUUGUCCAACAACGAAGAAGACAUCCCAAUGGACACGGACGACGCCGUGGACCUAGAGACGGCGGAUGACGAACCUCUGGCGCAGGACGCUGCGGACGACGAGAUGCCCGCUGCCGACGAGAUUCCAGAAAACGACCACGAGGCUCCUGUGCCUGACGUUGCGCCGAUGGUUGAUCCCGCCGCGAUGGACAAAGCUGCCCUCGUUGCCGACGAGACGGCUGUCGUCGAACCUACCGCAGUAGUCGAAGCGACAUUGGCGGUCGCUGAAGCUGCUCCGGUCACGGGCGAGACAGCGGUGGCCGAAACGACGCCGGUGGCCGAAGUGACGCCGGUGCCCGAAGUGACGCCAAUGAUUGACGACGCUCCUGUUGUAAACACUGCCUCGGUCGCUCAAGUCGUUCCGGCACCGGAAACUACAGAGACGACUGACGCUGCUUUGGUGGUCGAGAGCGCUCCAGUCGUCGCAUCGGUCGAAGCUCCGUCAGCGUCUGCUCUGACCGCGGACGCUGCGUCGGCGUCUGUCGACGCGCCGGUCGGGGCCAUGGAGAUCAUCGAGAAUGCGCCGGCGGACGACGCCAUGGACGUGGUCGACGAGCCAAUGGGCGAUAUGUACGAAAGCGACAGUGCGAUGGACGUGCAAGUGCCGACGCCCGAGAGCUCGGCGAUGGAGAUUGUCACCGACAUGAACGACGAGAUCGAAGACGUCGUCAUGGACGGGACACCCGACGCCGCUGACGAGAAUCAAGACAUGGACGCUGGCUCCGAAGCGUCCAUGUAGCCGCCUCCCGUGCGUUGUUUGCGUGUCUUCAUUCUCAACGAUCACAAUUUGUGUGUUUCCGCGCGAUGAGGGGUAGGGGAUACCAAUGCAUUGUUGAAUGCGACGAC